Molecule: messenger RNA, 279 nt
Organism: Botrytis fragariae
Lineage: Eukaryota; Fungi; Ascomycota; Leotiomycetes; Helotiales; Sclerotiniaceae
Exons: 2
Coding region: 1-279 (92 amino acids)
Source: RefSeq, a predicted model, not a curated record
AUGAGAGAUAUCACUCCCAACGCUUCCAAAGGACUAUUUCAUCUGACACAUGGAGGUAUUGCUGGCAUUAGGCCUCUAAAAUGUCUGGAGGGUACCCGGGUGCACUAUGAUGAAAGGAAAGGAGGCAUGUAUCUUCUCACAAUAUUACGUAUCGCAAUUCAUCUUCGAGGUUUCGAAGGUAAAAAGUCUGUUGCAGAAGCCUCACUGGCGCAUCCGCUUGCAGAAAACGGGAAUACCGGGAAAUGGUUCAGGAACGAUCAGUAUGGAGGAUUCCGGUAG